UCUCUCUCUCCCUGACUUUCUCUCUGGUUUCCUCUAUUGGCCCCUACUUGUUCUUGGUCUCUGGUUUUCGUUUCAAAUUCCUGGGCUUUGGGCAGAAUUCUUGCGCCCUCUCCUCUGAACUGAUUUCCUAUUUCCAGAAUUCUCUUCUGAAGCAUAAGGACGAGGAAGAUGACAACCAUGGAGAGCUUGAUUGGUUUGGUUAACAGAAUUCAGAGGGCAUGUACCGUCCUCGGCGACUAUGGCGGCGGUGACAACACUUUCUCUUCUCUCUGGGAAGCUCUUCCCUCCGUCGCCGUCGUCGGUGGCCAGAGUUCUGGAAAAUCUUCCGUUCUUGAGAGCAUAGUUGGAAGAGACUUCCUUCCUAGAGGAUCCGGUAUCGUUACGAGACGGCCUUUGGUGUUGCAGCUUCAUAAAAUGGAAGAUAAAGCAGAUGAACAUGCUGAAUUCCUUCACCUUCCCAAGAGGAAAUUCACCGAUUUCUCAUUGGUUCGCAAGGAGAUUCAGGAUGAAACAGACAGAAUCACUGGCAAGACUAGACAGAUAUCUCCUGUCCCCAUUCACCUCAGCAUAUACUCUCCAAAUGUUGUGAAUUUGACCCUUGUGGAUUUACCUGGUUUAACUAAAGUUGCCGUUGAGGGACAGCCCGAAAGUGUCGUUCAAGACAUCGAAGCCAUGGUGCGCUCAUACGUUGAAAAGCCCAACUGUAUAAUACUAGCUAUAUCUCCUGCCAACCAAGACAUAGCCACUUCUGAUGCUAUCAAGCUUGCAAAAGAAGUAGAUCCAACAGGUGACAGAACAUUUGGUGUUCUGACCAAGUUGGAUUUGAUGGACAGAGGAACCAAUGCAUUGGAUGUUCUGGAAGGAAGAUCAUACAGGCUGCAACAUCCUUGGGUCGGGAUCGUGAACCGUUCACAAGCAGAUAUUAAUAAGAAUGUAGAUAUGUUGGUCGCGAGACGGAAGGAACGGGAGUAUUUUGAGUUCAGCCCUGACUACGGACACUUAGCCAACAAAAUGGGUUCGGAAUAUCUUGCAAAGCUUCUAUCUAAGCAUUUGGAGUCGGUUAUUAGGGCUCGGAUUCCGAGUAUCUUAUCCCUAAUAAACAAAAGCAUUGAAGAACUUGAAAGGGAGUUAGAUCAUUUGGGUAGGCCUGUUGCUGUCGAUGCUGGGGCUCAAUUAUACACAGUCUUGGAGAUUUGCCGGGCGUUUGAUAAGAUAUUCAAAGAGCAUUUGGAUGGAGGGCGACCUGGAGGUGAUCGUAUCUAUGGAGUAUUCGACAACCAGCUUCCGGCUGCUCUGAGAAAACUGCCUUUCGAUCGUCAUAUUUCCUUGCAGAAUGUGAAGAGAAUUGUCUCGGAAGCAGAUGGGUACCAACCUCACUUGAUUGCACCAGAGCAGGGCUAUCGACGCCUAAUCGAAGGGGCCCUGAACUAUUUCAGAGGUCCAGCCGAAGCUUCUGUGGAUGCGGUUCACUUUGUGCUGAAAGAGCUUGUCAGAAAGUCGAUAGCAGAAACAGAGGAGCUGAAGAGGUUUCCGUCUCUGCAAACAGAGAUAGCUGCCGCAGCCAACACUUCAUUGGAGAAGUUCCGGGACGAAAGCAAGAAGACGGUUGUCCGGCUGGUUGAAAUGGAAGCUUCUUAUCUAACUGUCGAGUUCUUCCGGAAGCUUCCACAGGAAAUGGAGAAACCUGGACCGGGAGCCGUCACUGCCACGUCACCCACAACAGACAGAUAUGGUGAUGGUCAUUUCAGAAGGAUAGCGUCCAAUGUAUCAGCGUACAUAAACAUGGUAUCAGACACUCUUCAUAACACCAUCCCCAAGGCCGUUGUCUGUUGUCAGGUCAGAGAGGCAAAACUCUCGUUACUCAACUUCUUCUACUCACAGAUUGGCAAGAGAGAGAGUAAAGAGUUAGGACAGCUACUGGACGAGGACCCGGCAUUGAUGGAAAGGAGACUGGAGUGCGCAAAGAGGCUUGAGCUAUACAAGAAAGCUCGGGACGAGAUCGACUCUGUUGCUUGGGCUCGAUGACUCGGUGAGUGUUGCAGUAAUAAUAGGCCGGGUGAGAUUCUUUGCUUCUAUUCGAGGUUUCUUGUGACAUUUGCUUGUAUUAUUCUGCUAUGUCUUUGUAUUUAUCAGAUCUUUCGAGACAGUUUCACGCAGAGGAAUCCGGUCUUAUGAUUAUUUUUUUGCUUUGAAUGCUGAGGGUGUUGUAAAGUUUCUGUUGGGAAAGGAAACUUUAUCACUGCUGUUACAACCACUUGGCGUUUAACAUUCGGGAAUGUUGACUGCGUGCCGUUUUUUUA
Molecule: messenger RNA, 2300 nt
Organism: Tarenaya hassleriana
Lineage: Eukaryota; Viridiplantae; Streptophyta; Magnoliopsida; Brassicales; Cleomaceae
Product: dynamin-related protein 1E-like
Exons: 15
Coding region: 169-2025 (618 amino acids)
Cellular component (GO): membrane; microtubule; cytoplasm
Molecular function (GO): GTP binding; microtubule binding; GTPase activity
Source: RefSeq, a predicted model, not a curated record